This is a messenger RNA of Cucumis melo (muskmelon), 695 nucleotides long. RefSeq lists its product as uncharacterized. The transcript has 6 exons. Bases 15 to 677 code for a protein of 220 amino acids. Gene Ontology annotation, cellular component: cytosol. The record is from RefSeq and is a predicted model, not a curated record. Lineage: Eukaryota; Viridiplantae; Streptophyta; Magnoliopsida; Cucurbitales; Cucurbitaceae.
UCAACGAAAUAGAAAUGGCCAUGCCUUCACAAGCUACUUCAGACAAACAAACCAUAGUGUCUCAAGAAAAGAAAGUGAUUGUGAACGAAAAGACUGGUGGAAAGCUUGUGGGAAUACUACAUGAAGCUGGAUCUCUUCAAAUUGUCAUCAUAUGCCAUGGAUAUAUGUCAUCAAAGGAUGAUGAAGUUUUGUUGAACCUUGCAACAUCUUUUGAUAAAGAAGGAAUCAGUUCCUUCCGUUUUGACUUUUCUGGCAAUGGGGAAAGUGAUGGUUCUUUUCAACUAGGUAAUUACGAGAGUGAGGCUGAUGAUCUACAUGCUAUUGUGCAAUAUUUCAAUGGAGCAAGUCGUUCUGUUUGCACAAUCAUUGGCCAUAGCAAAGGAGGUGAUGUUGUUCUAGUCUAUGCUUCUAAGUAUAAGGAUGUGGAUAUUGUCAUCAAUGUUUGUGGACGUUUUGAUAUGACAAAAGGCAUAGAAAAAAGUUUAGGUGAAAACUAUGAGGAAGCUAUGGAAAAGCAAGGAUUUGUUGAUAUUAAGGAUCCAACAGGUACAUUGAAUUAUAAGGUGACACAGGAGAGUUUGAUGGAGCGUCUAAAUACUAACAUGCGCCAAGUUUGUCUCCAUAUCAACCAAGAAUGCAGGCAAUUUCAUUUUUUUAUAUAUAUUUUGGAGUCAUAACAAAAGUUUAGUCUCUAA